Messenger RNA from Orbicella faveolata, 1335 nucleotides. RefSeq lists its product as uncharacterized. Gene Ontology annotation, biological process: proteolysis. Gene Ontology annotation, molecular function: cysteine-type endopeptidase activity. NCBI's taxonomy places the organism in Eukaryota, Metazoa, Cnidaria, Anthozoa, Scleractinia, Merulinidae. The record is from RefSeq and is a predicted model, not a curated record.
CAUCAAUAAAACACUACAUUCCUUUAAAUUAAUGCAUGUUGUAUUGAAACAUACUUUAAGCUUAUUCUUGGUUGGAGUGAUAAUUUUCAUUUUCUACUGACACCUUCAGGUUCAUCAAAAUGUAAAAUUACAAUGGAAUUUGAGCAAUGGCCUGGAACUCUUAUGGUACAAAAUAACGAUUCCCUAAACAUUAGAUCAAUACCUAGAUAUGGUCAUGUCCCAUGUCAUGGUCAUAAUAAUAACUACAAGGCAGGGACAUGGCAGUUCUCUGGUGGUAAUAAUAACUACAAGGCAGGGACAUGGCAGUUCUCUGGUGGUAAUAAUAACUACAAGGCAGGGACGUGGGAGUUCUCUGGUGAUAAUAAUAACUACAAGGCAAAGUCUGGUUAUGUUCUGAUAAUGAAUAACUAUAUCUUCCCCAAGAGGGAUGAUGUUGAGCGUAUUGCCUCCAAUGAUGACGUAAGGAAUCUGACAAGUCUUUUUGAUGACUUCAAUUUCCGACACAGGCUAGAAAACAACCAAACUGGAAGUCAAAUGAUUAACUUACUGCAAACCACAGCGGAGAAAGACUUUUCAGGAUAUGACUGCUUUGUGUGUGUGAUCCUUAGCCAUGGAGGAAAAGAUGGGAUCUAUGGUACAGAUGAAGAACUGAUUAAAAUUGAGGCAAUCACAUCUCUCUUCCGAUGCAAUGAGUGCCCCUCAUUGGAAGGAAAACCCAAAAUAUUCCUCAUCCAAGCUUGUCGCGGCAGUCAACGAGAUAGGGUAACUGUUGAGAGUGACGGCCCCGCCAUUUUACCGUCAUGGUCAUCUUCACCAGCAGAUGCUGAUUUUCUCAUCUGUUUUGCUUCGGCUCCAGGCCAUGAAAGCUAUCGACAGGUUGGCAUAGGUUCAUGGUUCAUCGCUGCUGUUGUUGAUGUGUUCAAGGAAUAUGCAGAACGAGAGCAUCUCAUGGAUAUGAUGACAAGAGUCAAUGACCGUGUUGCUGGUUUUUUCAGCAAGGAGGGUCUUAAGCAAAUGCCAUCUCAGGUCUCUAUGCUACGAAAGAAAGUGUUUUUUGAUCCAAAGUAUAGCUGAACAUGAAUUUUACCUUGACAAGGAAUUUAUCCUUCAAUGUCUUUUACAUGACAUUUUCAUGUAGGAUUUUAAAAUUGUCUGACUAUGGCAAUGGAUUGAACCCCAGUAGAUGUUAUCUCUGGUAUGUUGUCUGUAGACAUUUAACAAUAAAUUAUUCCAUGAGCGCAUGUUGAUAUGAGAUAUGAGAUAUGGGGGAAUGACGCUUGUUGGAUAUGAGAGGUGGAAUAACUUUUUAUUAAAAAUUCUCCCAAAAUAUAGAAA